AUGUUCGCUCAACAGUACGAUCAUUCGUUCAAUGACUUGUUCAACCAAUACGUGAACAUGGAUACUUCUGCCGCUGAUGGCAACAAAGACUCGUUGUCUGGCGAUUUCGAUCAGCUUUUCCAACUUGACUCAUUAUCAAGUGAAAGUGGCGAUCUCUCACCCACUGUCUCCACUUCUAAACGCCAUCAAUCACCGCAACAUUGGGGCCAGGAGUGGUCCCUGCAGAAUGACGGAGCUGCCGUCGAUCAUUUUGCUACUCUUCAUGACACCGUCCAUCCUUCCGCCAUCUCAGAUCUUGGACAGAGCAACUUCGAAGUCUCCUCUCGCCCUACAGCAACCAACGGUCUCUCUGCCUCACCGUCUACUCCCCCAGCUACUCCCAGACGCAAGCCCACUCAGAGCGCUCUAAUCACUCCCAAGUCUAUCCGCCAUCGCAGCCCUAACGACCGCCGCGCGCUUUUGCGCAAGCAAAGUUUCUCUCCCAGCUUGAUGCGUUCCUCAAACCUUUCCAAAGGAAGAAUGGCAUACCCCGAGGCUUGGGCCCAGCGCAUCCAGAACUUCAACCUUCAUGGUUCAGAAGAUCGUCUCCCGCUGUCCCCUCCUCCAUCAGACGUUCUUAUUCAGCAUGAGAACUUGUCUACUGAACAAACUAUGAACCAAACCAGAGACUCCGCUGAGAUGCCUCCUCAGUUCGACGCACGGAUGAUCCACCCUUCCCCUGCAGUCUCCAUGCCCUCACCAAAUGCUGCUUUGCGCCAACAUCAGCAAUACAUGGGCCACCCCAGCUCUUCCAACCUGACCAACUCCAGCCCUCCUUCCGCAGAUGAUAUCUUCUCUUCAUCUCACUCAUCUGAUCCCCAAUCUCUCUCCUCGUGGCAAUCAGACCCUCUCCAUGCCUCCUCUCUCUCAUUCACCCCAGACCUCCAGAGCCAAGAUACUCAAAGCUGGUGGUCUCCCAUGCCUACUCGGGUCGCUCAGCAACAAGCCGCCUACCUAGCAUCUCCCACACCCCACCGCCCCAUGCAAAGCGUCGGAAGCCAAAAUGACAUGAUGCAAGGAGGUCUCAUGAUCCAAUUCGAUCCCUCCUUCGACAUGUCAGCGGAUUCUUCAUUCUCAUCAUCUAAUAUGAUGCCCACCCAAAAGUUCACUACUCCCUUCACCACCUCCCAGGUUCACCACACCUCCCGCUCUCCAUCCCUCUCUCCCAAGGCCGAGACAUCACCCAAGAAGGCCAACCACCGCCGCCCUCACAGCCGCAAGCUCUCAGGCCAGAGCAUGACCGGCCCCAAGCCCGCCAAGACAUCUGGCUCCUCUCCCCGAGGCUCAAACAAGUCUGUCAGCGUAUCGUUCGUCAACUUUACCGCUCAUGACAGCAAGAAGAUCCUGACUGGAGUUGCUCCCUCCGGCAGCUCCAAGACCAAGGCUCGUCGUGAGCAAGAAGCCCGCGACCGACGUCGCAAGCUGAGCGAAGCCGCACUUCGGGCAGUGCGCAGCGCCGGCGGUGAUGUCGAAGCCCUCGAAGCUGUUCUAUGCUAA
Molecule: messenger RNA, 1536 nt
Organism: Penicillium arizonense
Lineage: Eukaryota; Fungi; Ascomycota; Eurotiomycetes; Eurotiales; Aspergillaceae
Gene: wetA
Product: developmental regulatory protein WetA
Exons: 1
Coding region: 1-1536 (511 amino acids)
Source: RefSeq, a predicted model, not a curated record